AACAACAAAGCUGCUUAUUUAAUUAACCACUUCGGUAUCUUGCUAGCCAACAGAAAAGCGGAAACACUGAAACUCUUAAGCCCAUUUUGGAUAUAUUACUCUGUGUUUUAAACACAAUUCUGUUUACGUAGCUAGUAACAUUAGUUAACUUAAACGUAAUUGACAAUUUGUUGAAAUUGAUAGUCAAACUAGCAAUAAGAUAGUCGCUAAUGCUAACUAGCUAGCUAACAUCCCCGACCAUGAGCUCAGUAAGCUACUCCUCUGCUAAAGAAGAGGUGGUCUGUUGGACGGAGAAAGAAGCUCUGAGGCUGAACAUUAUCGUAAAAGAGGAAGAGGGGGAUAUUACAGUGAAAGGAGAGGAAGGGGCUUUCAAAAUGGUAAAAGAGGAAGAGGAGGAGGAUGUUACAGUGAAAGAGGAGAAAGAAACGUUUGGAAUGAAAGAGGAAGAGUGGAUAGAGACUGUUAUUGAGGAAGAGGAGGAGGAGGUAGAAGCUUUCAGAAUUAAAAAGGAGGAAGAGGAGGAUAUCACAUUGAAAGAACCGUUUGGAGUGAAAGAAGAAGAGGAGGAAGAAGCUAACGGGAUCAAAAAGGAAGAAGAGAAGGAGGAUAUUGUCUUGAAAAAAGAGGAAGAGCCUUCUAGAGUGAAAGAGGAUGAGGAAAGAGAGGAGGAGGAGACUGAACAAGAUCUGACGAUCACCACAGGAGAAAAAUCAGACUCAGAGGAACCAGAGACGUCCAAACCAGCAAAACGACACGACUGCUCCCACUGCGGGAAGAGUUUUACCAAGUUAGGGAACCUGAAAAGACAUGAGAGAACGCACACUGGAGCAAAGCCUCAUCACUGCUCCCAGUGUGGGAAGAGUUUUACUCAGUUAGGGAACCUAAAAAUACAUGAGAGAAUACACACAGGAGAGAAGCCUUACGAAUGCUCUCAGUGUGGAAUGUGUUUUACCAAGUUAGGGUACCUGAAAUCACAUGAGAGAACACACACAGGAGAGAAGCCUUUCCACUGCUCACUGUGCGGAAAGAGUUUUACGGAGUUAGGCAACAUGAAAAGGCAUGAGCGGACACACACAGGUGAGAAGCCUCAUCACUGCUCUCAAUGUGGAAAGACUUUUACCGAGUUAGGGAGCCUGAAAAUACAUACGAGAAUACACACCGGGGAGAAGCCUUUCCGCUGCUCCCUUUGUGGAAAGAGUUUUACAGAGUUAAGCAACCUGAAAAAACAUGAGCGGACACACACAGGAGAUAAGCCUUUCCACUGCUCCCUGUGUGGAAAGAGAUUUACAGAGUUAGGGAGUCUAAAAAUGCAUAAGAGAAUACACACAGGUGAGAAGCCUCAUCACUGUUCUCAGUGCGGAAAGAGUUUUACCAAGUUAGGGAACCUGAAAAUGCAUGAGAGAAUACACACAGGAGAGAAGCCCUACCAAUGCUCCCUGUGCGUAAAGAGUUUUACCUCAUUAAGGCAAUUGAAAGAACAUGAAAGAAUCCACACCAUAGAGAAACGUUAGCAAUGCUCCUAGUGUGAAAUUAUAUAUUUUUUAAACCAGUUAGUUUUAACCAGUCAGUUUUAACCAGUUAGUUUUAACCAGUUAGGGCACCUGAAAUACCAUGAGUUAAUACAUACAGUGAAAAUGCCUUGCCACUGUUCCAGUGUAGAAAUGAAUAUAUCACAUCAAAUAUACUUUUAAGUUCAUGAGAAAACACAAAUAAUGCUCCAACACUUGUCUCAUAAAUUGUAAAACAAAAUGUUGCGCUUUUGUUUAUGCCACAUGAAAUCAAGUUGUAUAAAAAGGACCAAAAAAUACAUUAUGUUUUUUUUAUUUCAAAACCAUAACUGAAUAUGAAGCAGGCUAUGUCAGAGUGAAUGUAUCCGAGUAAAGAACGUCACGCUGCUUGCUUAGCGAUUACCACUUUCCACUGAUUAGACACAUAUAAAUGAAUUGAUGUGGUCAGUGACUGAGAGGAAUAUGGUACCAGACAUCAUUUUUUUUUUUUAUCCCAUUUUCUCCCCAAUUUUCGUGGUAUCCAAUCGCUAGUAAUUACUACCUUGUCUCAUCGCUACAACUCCCGUACGGCCUCGGGAGAGACGAAGGUCGAAAGCCAUGCGUCCUCCGAAGCACAACCCAACCAGCCGUACUGCUUCUUAACACAGCGCGCCUCCAACCCAGAAGCCAGCCGCACCAAUGUGUCGGAGAAAACACCGUGUACCUGGCCCCCCUUGGCUGGCGCGCACUGCGCCCGGCCCGUCACAGGAGUCGCUGGAGCGCGAUGAGACAAGGAUAUCCCUACCGGCCAAACCCUCCCUACCCCGGACGACGCUAUGCCAAUUGUGCGUCGCUCCACGGACCUCCCGGUCGCGGCCGGCUGCGACAGAGCCUGGGCGCGAACCCAGAGACUCUGGUGGCACAGUUAGCACUGCGGUGCAGUGCCCUAGACCACUGCGCCACCCGGGAGGCCCAUUAAUACAUCAUUAAUGAAUUGAUGUGGUCAGUGACUGAGAGGAAUAUGGUACCAGACAUUAACAUUCACAUUCCUGGCUCGUACUCAGGACUGUCGUGGAAAAUUGCAAGAUUAUGUUAUAAUGCUUGUAUUGCAGUAUAAGGGUUGUUUUAUUUGACGGAAUAAAGUAUUGUGUUCAGUGUUCCACUGAGGAUGGGCCUCUAUGAGAUAUACCACUGACAGAGGAGAUUUACGAUGUCUAAGGGUGAUAAAGCCUAAAGAGCAUUCCAGAUAACAUGAGGUCAUGUUUUUGUGCUAUACCGUACCAGGGUGAGACGGGUUCUCGUUUGGAGUAGGAGGGGGCCAGACACUGGUCUUUACAAUGAGAACUGUUGACACAGCAGUAACUGUCUGCUAUGUUUUAUAGAUAUCUUUCAUACAAAUCUUAACCUUUGUGAACUGUUCCUAAGAUCUGUGGUUCGUCAUGUAGGUUGAGAGGGGUGUGUCUUGGCUAUAAAAGAUCUUUGUACUUUUCUGUUGGUACUUUUCAAAGGUUCAUUAGAGAUAGCGCAUCAUUGAAAGUCAAAAAAGGCCAUUAUAA
Molecule: messenger RNA, 3043 nt
Organism: Salvelinus fontinalis (brook trout)
Lineage: Eukaryota; Metazoa; Chordata; Actinopteri; Salmoniformes; Salmonidae
Product: zinc finger protein 501-like
Exons: 2
Coding region: 240-1511 (423 amino acids)
Biological process (GO): regulation of transcription by RNA polymerase II
Molecular function (GO): DNA-binding transcription factor activity; RNA polymerase II cis-regulatory region sequence-specific DNA binding
Source: RefSeq, a predicted model, not a curated record